GUUUCACCUGCUACCAGCAGCUACACCGAAUGGAGACAACAUGGACAGCAAGGGCUUGGCUCUAUGGUUCCUUCUCGUCUCCCUGAGUCCUGCUCUGCUGCUCUACUGCUCAGCUUGCCCCUUGCUCUGCUCAUGCAUGUACCAAGGCGGAGGAGGAGCCAAUGGCACCGGACUCAGGACAGUGGCGUGUAAGGACCCUGCCAUCGUCAUGAUCCCAGCAGACCUGCCUACGGACACCGCCAAGUUACGGCUGCAGAGGACGUCCGUGGUCCGCGUGUCCAAGGGCUCCUUUGAAACGCUGGACCGCCUCAGGUACCUGUGGCUCACCUACAACUCCAUCACCACCCUCCACCCCCGCAGCUUCGCCAACCUCUCCGUCCUCCACGAGCUGAGGCUGGACGGCAACCUCUUGACCAUGUUCCCCUGGGACGCACUGCGGGACACCCCUCGCCUACGCUCCCUGGUGCUGCACAACAACCGCUUGUCGCGCGUCCCCGUCCAGGCGGCUCGUUUCCUCGGCAACCUCACCUAUUUGGAUCUGUCCGGCAACAGGCUGAGCACCUUGCCCAACGAGGUGAUGGCCGCCUUGUCCUUCUAUCCUUCCUUCAACCCCACUGACCCCCAGAGGAGAGUGGUGCUGGGCCUGCACGAUAACAUGUGGAUGUGUGACUGUCGUCUGGCUCUGCUAUUGGAAUUGAGCAGAGGAACCGUGUCCAAUCUGAUUCUGCUGGAUCCGUAUCUCAUCUGUAGCGCUCCAAAGGACAUUUCUGGGUCUCCCCUCCAGGAAGUGAAUCUGCCUCACUGCGUCAAGCCCUCUGUCUUGACCUCCACCACCAAGAUCGUAACUGCAAUAGGGAGCAAUGUGAUGGUGCGUUGUGAUGCUACAGGGUUUCCCACCCCUGUUCUCAUCUGGAUCAAGUCAUCUGGAGCUGACAUCAACAAUACAGGAUGCUGUGAUGAUAUCAACACAAUUAGAGAGAGAUUGCCACGGCGUCUACCCAGCUUCCUGCAGCUGUCCCCACGAGUCGGCAUCCGCUGGUCCGUCUUCAGCUUGAACGGCAUCUCGUACCGGGACGCCGGAGAGUACCGCUGCCGAGCCCACAACAUGGCCGGCUCCUCAGAGGCCUCCAUCACCCUGGAGGUGGUGGGAAUCAUCGACACUAAGAAACUCUAUACUACGCCAACUGUCAUUCCACCAUUAAAUAGCUCUUCUUCAGUUCUAGAGUCUGCUCCUAAGCGGAAAAAGAGCAACAGCUCCACCAAAGGCCAACGGGACAAAGGCAAAAGAGAGAAGAUGAAACGAAAUAAGAUGAGAGCAAAAAGAAUCAAAUGAUCUUUUUUUUAUUUUUUUUUCAUUUGUUCAAGGAUUCAAGGAUUCAAGGAUUUGUUGCAUGUGUGUGUACAUUUUCACAGAAUGUUUUCUAUGAACUGAGAACUAUUCAUGUGGUGGUACACAUGUUUCUGUCUCUAUCUAUUGUGUUGUGGACAAAUGAAAGGCUAAUAUCCAACAACAGCUGGGUAUUUUCAAGCAGAAAAUGGAACUCAGAGCUCAGGGGCACUACAUCCAACUUAGGUGCUGGUUAUAUGGAUAUCUUUAAACACAGAUUGUUUUUAUCUAUUUACAUAGUAUAAACUUAUGUAGAUACAAAUAAAAUUUAAAAACUCAAUUUUUAGCCUCCUAAAGGGAUGUUUUUAGAACUGGAUUUUUGAAUGAUUAUUUCUAAAACUCUGUUUACAUAGCCUAUAAACGAAAAGCCAAAAAGAUUUUCAAAGUUAUCCAUAUACAUGUGAACAGAUUCUCAGUAACUUUGUUUCUCCAUAUCAUCAAAAUUCGUUUCUCCAUUGUUAAAAAAAAAAAAAAAAAAAAAUGGAAAAAAAAACCCACCUCAUCGUUUCAUAAUAGUGGAGAAAUAGUGCUAGCAGUCAAAGUGUUAACGUUUUUUUUUCUUCUCUUUAUGUGAAUCCCUAUCAGUUGGUUGCAAGAUAGCAAUCUCCUUUAAUUGCCCUUUGUAGUCAUCAGAGAUGAGCUUCCCUGGACCUCUGUACUCACUUUUUUUGGUCACGCCAAACCCACUUGUUGCCCUCAGUGCCUUUUUGUCAAUUGCCUCUCUCCUCAAUGGCACAAACAGAACCGCCCGACUUGAACCCAGCUGGAAAAUGUGCAAAUAUGCUUUUACAGUUGUCCCUGUAAAAAUAUGAAGUUCACAUGAGUUCACUUCAUGUAUUAAAUUAUUUUAGUUAAUUGAUUAUGUACUUUCUAUAUGGGAAGGGAGUUUAUACUGUAUGUUUUGAUGUAUAAUUUGUUCUCAACGGUGUUGCUAUCACCCAUUCAAAAUGUAAAGAGACUCAAUUGCAUUCUGUGCAUCGCUCUACUACCUAUUACUUACUCUACUAGCACCAUUUCAUCUUCCCACUGUAUUUGAGAUGUCAAAUCCACUAAAAUGUAUGUAUUGAGUGAGAAAAACAACUGGGUACAGUAGACAUUGACUCUGAACAGAGCUUGGUUUACCAGCAAGCAGACCAGGCACUUGCCUUGGGCUGCACCAAAUUUGCCCGUUGUAGGGGGCCCCCAACAGUCAGCAAUAGUAAAUUCCAGCGAAAGCUAUUCAGAAGGGUCCCAUGUCUAUAUUUUGCCAAGGGCCCCCAAGUGUGUUGAACCGCUGCUGCUCUGAGAAUGAAAAUAUUUUCAGUAUGACCAACUUUGGGUUUUUUGUUUUGUUUGUAUUUUUGUUUGAUUUAAUUAAUGGUUGUUAUUUUUCUCGCUUCUUUCACCAGACAUUUUUAUUGCCAAGGCUGCGUGGCAGAUAGGGAACUCGACUUAGUUCAGACCCAUUACAGAUAACACAACAAAAGAACAUUGGUUUAAGAUAAGAUAAAAGCACAAAAAGAUGUCAAAUUCACAAUCACACAAAGAAAAGUUCACUUUUGUUUUCAUUGACCAGGAAUGUAAAUAAAUUGGAUUUUUGUAAAAGUUCCUUAUUCACUUAUUCCCUUAUUCACUUAUUCACUUUCUGAAACAAACUUUUCUCCAUCG
Molecule: messenger RNA, 3034 nt
Organism: Engraulis encrasicolus (European anchovy)
Lineage: Eukaryota; Metazoa; Chordata; Actinopteri; Clupeiformes; Engraulidae
Gene: lrit3b
Product: leucine-rich repeat, immunoglobulin-like and transmembrane domains 3b
Exons: 5
Coding region: 41-1333 (430 amino acids)
Molecular function (GO): protein binding
Source: RefSeq, a predicted model, not a curated record